UUGAUUGGGGUUUGUGAUUUUCAGAUGUCAAAUGGAGACAUGUUUGCCGAGAACCAUGAUGAGAUAGAUUUUGAGUUCUUGGGGAAUAUCAGAGGCAAAGAUUGGAGAAUUCAAACCAAUAUUUAUGGGAAUGGAAGCACGAGCAUAGGCAGAGAAGAAAGAUAUGGACUCUGGUUUGACCCAUCAGAGGAUUUUCAUGAAUACACCAUUCUCUGGACUCAAUCUCUCAUCAUAUUUUAUGUGGACAAUGUUCCCAUUAGAGAGGUGAAGAGAACAGCAACAAUGGGAGGGGACUUCCCUUCUAAGCCAAUGACUUUGUAUGCCACAAUAUGGGAUGGAUCUACUUGGGCUACCAAUGGUGGCAAAUACAAAGUUAACUACAAAUACGCGCCAUACAUUGCCGAAUUCUCCGAUUUCAUCCUCCACGGCUGCGCUAUCGAUCCAACCGACCAGUCCUCAAGCUGUGAUCACUCCCAAAACUCCAACCCAAUCCCUUCAGGUAUAACACCAUCUCAAAGAGCCAAAAUGGAGAGCCUCAGAAAGAAGCACUUGACAUACUCCUAUUGCUAUGACCGCAUCCGCUACAAGGCCCCUCCACCGGAGUGUGUGAUCAACCCUGCAGAGGCUGAACGACUCCGAGUCUUCGACCCUGUAACAUUCGGUAAAGGAAGACGCCAUCGCGGGAAAAUCCACCACCACAGCCUCCUAAACCAGGCAGAAUCCGCCGCCUCUGCUUGAGACAUGGCAUAUUCUUUCGUGGGGGUCAUUUUCUCGUGUAUAGACGACGACCGAGGUGAGUCGAUAGAUUUGUUGAAGGUGCCAUAGGAGGAGAUCCACAUUGAAGAGCAUCUGUAUAGUUCAUUUAUUUUGUUUUCAUUGUCACUUCACAGUUUCAUUACAUUCUUGGUUUUCUGAUUACCACAUUCAGUAGUAGCAGUGUUAAUGGAUUGUUUUGAAUUUGAUAUGAAACCCUCAUAAAUUUGAAUAAAAAAAGUUCAGGAUUUCAGGUUUU
Cucurbita pepo subsp. pepo (vegetable marrow) is the source of this 1012-nucleotide messenger RNA. Lineage: Eukaryota; Viridiplantae; Streptophyta; Magnoliopsida; Cucurbitales; Cucurbitaceae. The record is from RefSeq and is a predicted model, not a curated record.